Molecule: messenger RNA, 6864 nt
Organism: Podarcis raffonei (Aeolian wall lizard)
Lineage: Eukaryota; Metazoa; Chordata; Lepidosauria; Squamata; Lacertidae
Gene: CAD
Product: carbamoyl-phosphate synthetase 2, aspartate transcarbamylase, and dihydroorotase
Exons: 44
Coding region: 42-6740 (2232 amino acids)
Biological process (GO): 'de novo' pyrimidine nucleobase biosynthetic process; L-arginine biosynthetic process; L-glutamine metabolic process
Cellular component (GO): cytoplasm; carbamoyl-phosphate synthase complex
Molecular function (GO): ATP binding; amino acid binding; hydrolase activity, acting on carbon-nitrogen (but not peptide) bonds, in cyclic amides
Source: RefSeq, a predicted model, not a curated record
CCCGGUCCUCCCGGCGGGCGCGCCCACGUGCCGGCUGGGCGAUGGGCAGCCUGGUGCUGGAAGAUGGCACGCUGGUGCGCGGGCGCCCCUUCGGAGCCGCCAAGGUCGCCGCCGCCGGGGAAGUGGUCUUCCAGACCGGCAUGGUGGGCUACCUCGAAGCGCUGACGGACCCCUCCUACAAAUCGCAGAUCUUGGUGCUGACGUACCCCCUGGUCGGGAAUUAUGGGGUCCCGCCGGACGAGGAGGGUCCUUACGGGCUCAGCCGGUGGUUUGAGUCCAGCUCCAUCCACGUCGCGGCCCUCAUCGUUGGCGAGUGUUCCCGAAACCCCAGCCACUGGAGCGCCACCACCUCGCUUGACCACUGGCUGCAGGAAAAGGGGAUUCCUGGCCUGGAAGGAGUGGACACUCGUGCGCUGACCAAGAGGAUCCGGGAGAAGGGCAGCUUGCUGGGCAGGCUGGUGCCCGAUGGUGUCCCCAACACGCACCUGCCCUUUGAGGACCCCAACAAGAGGCACCUGGUGAAGGAGGUCUCCCUCCAGGCUCCCCGCCUCUUCAACCCCGGGGGAUCCGUCAGGAUCACGGCCAUCGACUGUGGCCUCAAGUACAACCAGAUCCGGUGCCUCUGCAGCCGUGGCGCAGCCGUGAGAGUGGUGCCCUGGGACCACCCCCUGGACAGCGCAGAGUUCGACGGUCUGUUUGUCAGCAACGGCCCUGGAGACCCCCAGCUCUGCCAAGUGACGGUUGCCAACCUGCGCCGCGUCCUGGAGCUGCCGACCCCGAAGCCCGUUUUUGGGAUCUGCCUGGGCCACCAGCUGCUGGCGUUGGCCAUCGGGGCCAAGACCUACAAGAUGAAGUACGGAAACCGCGGGCACAACCAGCCGUGUCUCCACGAGGGCUCCCAGCGCUGCUUCAUCACCUCCCAAAACCACGGCUUUGCGGUCGACUCGGCUAGCCUGCCGGCCGGCUGGUCCCCCCUCUUUAGCAACGCCAACGACCUCUCCAAUGAGGGCCUCGUUCACGACACCAAGCCUUUCUUCAGUGUUCAGUUUCACCCGGAGCACAACGCUGGACCGACAGACCUUGAGUGUCUCUUCGACAUCUUCUUGGAGACGGUGCGAGGCCAGGCGGAGGGAGCGCAGAGGCCGGAGACAGUUCGUGAGCUCCUGCAGCAGCGCCUCUGCUUUGCCAAAGCGCCCCCCGCCAGCAGCACUGCCCGCCCCCACAAGGUGCUCAUCCUGGGCUCAGGGGGGCUCUCCAUAGGGCAGGCGGGCGAAUUUGACUACUCCGGCUCCCAGGCCAUCAAGGCCCUGAAGGAGGAGAACAUUCAGACGGUGCUGAUCAACCCCAACAUUGCCACUGUGCAGACCUCGAAAGGCCUGGCGGACAAAGUCUACUUCCUGCCCAUCACCCCCGACUACGUGGCUCAGGUCAUCAAGAACGAGCGCCCCGAUGGGAUCCUGCUGACCUUUGGGGGGCAGACGGCCCUGAACUGCGGCGUGGAGCUGACCAAAGCGGGGGUCCUGGAGCGCUACCACGUCCGCGUCCUGGGCACUCCCGUGACCUCCAUCGAGAUGACGGAGGACCGCAAGGUCUUUGUGGAGAAGAUGGAGGAGAUCGGGGAACACGUGGCGCCCAGCGAGGCUGCCUGCUCCCUCGAACAGGCGCAGGCGGCGGCUGAGAGGCUGGGCUACCCGGUGCUUGUGCGCUCUGCCUACGCGCUGGGCGGCCUGGGCUCUGGCUUUGCCAACGGGCGAGAGGAACUGACGGCGCUGGUGAGCCAGGCCUUUGCCCACACCUCCCAAGUGCUGGUGGACAAGUCGCUCAAGGGCUGGAAGGAGAUCGAGUAUGAGGUGGUGCGGGACGCCUAUGACAACUGCGUCACGGUGUGCAACAUGGAGAACCUGGACCCCCUGGGCAUCCACACAGGGGAGUCCAUUGUGGUGGCCCCCAGCCAGACGCUCAAUGACCGCGAGUACAACCUCCUGCGCACCACGGCCAUCAAGGUGGUGCGCCACCUGGGCAUCGUGGGCGAGUGCAACAUCCAGUAUGCCCUGAACCCCGAAUCUGAGCAGUACUACAUCAUCGAGGUGAAUGCCCGGCUGUCACGGAGCUCAGCGCUGGCCAGCAAGGCCACCGGCUACCCCUUGGCGUACGUGGCUGCCAAGCUGGCAUUGGGCAUCCCUCUGCCUGUCCUCAGGAACUCGGUCACCAACUCCACCACCGCCUGCUUUGAGCCCAGCCUGGAUUACUGCGUGGUCAAGAUCCCACGCUGGGACCUCAGCAAGUUUCUGCGCGUCAGCACCAAGAUUGGCAGCUCCAUGAAGAGUGUGGGUGAGGUGAUGGCGAUUGGGCGCAGCUUUGAAGAGGCCUUCCAGAAGGCUCUGCGCAUGGUGGAUGAGAACUGCGUGGGCUUUGACCACACUGUGAAGCCUGCCUCAGACAUGGAGCUGGAGACGCCCACCGACAAGCGCAUCUUUGUCCUGGCGGCCGCCCUGCGGGCCGGCUACUCCAUUGAGCGCCUCUACGAGCUGACCAAGAUUGACCGCUGGUUCCUGCACAAGAUGAAGAACAUCACGGACCACGCCCUGUGCCUGGAGUCCUACCGCCAGGCCGAGCCGGGCUCCAUGCCCACCGCCGUCCUCAAGCUGGCCAAGAAGCUCGGCUUCUCCGACAAGCAGGUGGCCCAAGCUGUGCUCAGCACGGAGCUGGCCGUCCGCAAGAUGCGCCACGACCUGAAGAUUCUGCCGGUGGUCAAGCAGAUUGAUACGGUGGCGGCCGAGUGGCCGGCCCAGACCAACUACCUCUACCUGAGUUACAACGGGACAGAGCACGACCUGGCCUUCCGCGAGCCCCACGUCAUGGUCAUCGGCUCCGGCGUCUACCGCAUCGGCAGCAGCGUGGAGUUCGACUGGUGCGCAGUGGGCUGCAUCCAGGAGCUGCGCAAGAUGGGAUACAAAACCAUCAUGGUCAACUACAACCCGGAGACUGUCAGCACCGACUACGACAUGUGUGACCGGCUCUACUUUGACGAGAUGUCCUUUGAGGUGGUGAUGGACAUCUACGAGCUGGAGAACCCUGAGGGGGUCAUCCUGUCCAUGGGCGGCCAGCUGCCCAACAACAUUGCCAUGGCGCUGCACCGGCAGCAGUGCCGCAUCCUGGGGACGUCCCCGGAGGCCAUCGACUCGGCUGAGAACCGCUUCAAGUUCUCCCGCCUGCUGGACACCAUCAGCAUCAGCCAGCCCCUCUGGAAGGAGCUCUCCGACACCGAGUCGGCCAAGCAGUUCUGCUGCAAGGUGGGCUACCCCUGCGUGGUGCGGCCCUCCUACGUCCUCAGCGGGGCGGCCAUGAACGUGGCCUACUCGGACAGCGACCUGGAGAGGUUCCUCUGCAACGCCGUGGCCGUCUCCAAGGAGCAGCCGGUCGUCAUCUCCAAGUUCAUCCAGGAGGCCAAGGAGAUUGACGUGGACGCCGUGGCCUGCGAUGGGCAGGUGGUGGCCAUUGCCAUCUCUGAACACGUGGAGAACGCCGGGGUGCAUUCGGGGGACGCCACCCUGGUGACACCCCCGCAGGACAUCACGCCCAAGACGCUGGAGCGCAUCAAGGCCAUUGUUCAUGCCAUCGGGCAGGAGCUCCAGGUCACGGGGCCCUUCAACCUGCAGCUCAUUGCCAAGCACGACCAGCUGAAGGUGAUUGAGUGCAACGUGAGGGUCUCGCGCUCCUUCCCCUUCGUCUCCAAGACCCUGGGCGUCGACCUGGUGGCUUUGGCCACGCAGGUGAUCAUGGGCGAAGAGGUGGAGCCGGUGGGUCUGAUGGCGGGCACAGGCAUCGUGGGAGUCAAGGUGCCCCAGUUCUCCUUCUCGCGUCUGGCAGGGGCCGAUGUGGUCCUUGGGGUGGAGAUGACCAGCACCGGGGAGGUGGCCUGCUUUGGGGAGAACCGCUGCGAGGCCUACCUGAAGGCCAUGCUCAGCACCGGGUUCAAGAUCCCCCGCAAGAACAUCCUGCUCACCAUUGGAAGCUACAAGAACAAGAGUGAGCUGCUGUCCACCGUGCGAACUCUGGAGGGCCUGGGAUACAACCUCUAUGCCAGCCUGGGCACGGCCGACUUCUACACGGAGCAUGGCAUCAAGGUGAUGGCUGUAGACUGGCACUUUGAGGAGGCUGACGGGGGCGAGGUGGCUGGCAAGGAGCGCAGCAUCCUGGACUACCUGGCGGAGAACCACUUUGACCUGGUCAUCAACCUCUCCAUGCGCAACUCAGGCGGCCGCCGACUCUCCUCCUUCGUCACCAAGGGCUACCGCACCCGGCGCCUGGCCAUCGACUACUCCGUGCCCCUCAUCAUCGACAUCAAGUGCACCAAGCUCUUCGUCGAGGCCCUUGGACAGAUUGGGGGGGCUCCUCCGCUGAAGAUGCACGUGGACUGCAUGACCUCGCAGAAGCUCAUCCGCUUGCCAGGGCUCAUUGAUGUCCAUGUGCACCUUCGGGAGCCAGGGGCCACCCACAAGGAGGACUUCGCAUCCGGCACAGCAGCUGCCCUGGCUGGGGGCAUCACCAUGGUGUGUGCCAUGCCCAACACCUCCCCAGCGAUCAUUGACGCCGCUUCCUUUGCCCUGGCGCAGAAGCUGGCGGAGACCGGGGCCCGCUGCGAUUAUGCGCUCUACGUGGGCGCCUCCUCGGACAACGCCGGCUCCCUGGGGCCUCUGGCCGGAGCAGCCGCUGGCCUGAAGAUGUACUUGAACGACACCUUUUCGGACCUCAAGAUGGACAACGUCUCCCUGUGGAUGGAGCACUUUGAAAAGUGGCCCAAACACCUUCCCAUCGUGGCUCACGCAGAGAAGCAGACGGUGGCUGCCAUCCUGAUGGUGGCCCAGCUGUACCAGCGCCCCGUCCACAUCUGCCACGUGGCGCGGAAGGAGGAGAUCCUGAUCAUCAAGGCCGCAAAGCAGAAGGGCAUUGAGGUGACCUGCGAGGUGGCCCCCCACCACCUCUUCCUGUGCCAGGAGGACCUGGGGCGCAUCGGGGAGGGCCGGGGGCAGGUGCGGCCCAUGCUGGGCACCCGCGAGGACAUGGAGGCCCUGUGGGAAAACAUGGACACCAUCGACUGCUUUGCCACGGACCACGCUCCCCACACGCUGGAAGAGAAGCUGGGCAAGGAGCCCCCGCCCGGCUUCCCGGGCCUGGAGACCAUGCUGCCCCUGCUGCUGACCGCUGUCUCCGAGGGACGGCUCAGCGUGGAAGACCUGGUCCAGCGUCUCUACGAGAACCCCCGGCGCAUCUUCGGGCUCCCCCUGCAAGAAGACACCUACAUCGAGGUGGACCUGGAGCAGGAGUGGCUGGUGCCUCCCAACACGGCCUUCAGCAAGGCCCGCUGGACGCCCUUCGAGGGGAUGCGGGUGAAGGGGACCGUGCGCCGGGUCAUCCUCCGCGGGGAAGUGGCCUACAUCGAUGGGCAGGUCCUUGUAGCUCCUGGCUAUGGACAGGAUGUGCGGAAAUGGCCGAGUGCGGUGCCAGCCAAAGAGACCCUGAAGACGCCAGAGCGGCCCCUCCCCACCGUCCAGCCAGAGGCCUUGCGCUGUCGAGCGCCCAGCCCCCGUCGAGCCGGACCGGUGGGAGACGCCCGGUUCUUCCUGGCCCCCCGCAUCCACCGCGCCUCGGACCCCGGGCUGCCAGCCGAAGAUCUCAGGGAAAAAGUGGUCAAGAAAACGGUGGAGCCGCCAGACUUGGCCAUGAUCCAGGACGGCCCCCUGUACCUGGCAGGCCCCUUGCCCAGGCAGACGUCCCCGCAGAGCCUGCCGCACCCCCAGACUUCGCCGCUCCUCCACCCGCUGGUCGGGCAGCACGUCUUGUCCGUCAAGCAGUUCACCAAGGGACAGAUGUCUCACCUCUUCAACGUGGCUCACAACCUGCGCAUGAUGGUCCAGAAGGAGCGCAACAUAGACAUCCUCAAGGGCAAGGUGAUGGCUUCCAUGUUCUACGAGGCCAGCACGCGCACCAGCAGCUCCUUUGCCGCCGCCAUGUACCGCCUGGGGGGCUCUGUCCUGCCCUUUUCAGAGGCCACCUCCUCCUGCCAGAAGGGGGAGUCGCUGGCGGACUCGGUCCAGACCAUGAGCUGCUACGCCGACGUCUUGGUGCUGAGGCACCCCCAGCCGGGGGCCGUGGAGCUGGCUGCCAAGCACUGCCGCAAGCCUGUCAUCAACGCGGGCGACGGGGUCGGGGAGCACCCCACGCAAGGCCUGCUGGACAUCUUCACCAUCCGGGAGGAGCUGGGCACGGUCAACGGCAUGACGAUCACCAUGGUGGGCGACUUGAAGCACGGCCGGACCGUCCACUCUCUGGCUCGCCUCCUCACCCUCUACCGGGUCAGCCUGCGCUACGUCACGCCCCCCAACCUCCGCAUGCCGGCCGACAUCUUCCACUUCGUGGCCUCCAAGGGGAUCAAGCAGGAGGAGUUUGAGAACAUCGAGGAGGCUCUGCCCGACACGGACGUCCUCUACAUGACCCGCAUCCAGAAGGAGCGCUUCGCCUCAGUCCAGGAGUUUGAAGCGUGUUUUGGGCAGUUCAUCCUGACCCCUCACAUCAUGACCCGGGCCAAGAAGAAGAUGGUGGUGAUGCACCCGAUGCCCCGGGUCAACGAGAUCAGCGUGGAGGUGGACUCGGACCCGCGCGCUGCCUACUUCCGGCAGGCAGAGAACGGCAUGUACAUCCGCAUGGCCCUGCUGGCCACCGUCCUGGGACGGUACUGAAGCCGCCUGGGCGGGACUCUGGGCCCCGGUCCGCGUUGCCCACCUGGCUCCUCCACCAAAGAGCAAAAAACGGCGCUGCUGGGAGGCAGCCUUGGGACAGCUCCAUGCUGGGGGGGGGGGCAAG